AUGAAACAGCCGCUACUCCUCGUGCCUGCCUACUCCGGGCUGAGCUCGCCUUCGCGCUUCGACUGCCUUCCAAACUCCUCACUCAGUGCGAGCGGUCCCGAGCAGGUCGGUACCGGGGCCACCAGCGGUGUCUGCCCCGCGCGCCCCCGCGGCGUGCCGGGGCGCACGCGCGCCGCCUGCGGGCCGCCCCGCCCCCGGCCGAGGGGCCCCGCUCCGGCCCCGCCCAGCCCGCCGGCCUCUGGCACCCAGGGGGCACCGGCGCCGCCUCCCAGAAAAGGCUCUCCAGUAACCCAGCCCUGUCUUAUAGGUGGCGCUGGACACGCCCCCAGCGGGGACCGGUUCCUGGGAGCGCGAUGGCUUAGGGAGCAGAGGCAGCUGCCCAGGGCCGGGCCUCACCCGACCCGACCCUUCCUAGCUAGAGCGCCCGGAUGCCGCUCGGUCCCUCUGAACAACCCCCUCGGUCAGGUGACCGCCGGCCGCUACCCACUGCCCGCCCCCCCCCCCGGGUACCGCCCGCUCGCACCCCUGGACAGAGCGGCGCGGGGGCGCGCGAGGGGAGCGAGCGGCCGCCGGUCCCGGCCCCGUCCCGCGCGCGACCCCCUCGCCUCAAACGCGAGCGCGGCGGCAGCGCGCGGGCAGGCGGCGCGCGCGCGCGUGAUUGGGCGGCCGCCGCGCUCACGUGACACGCGCACGCCUCGCGCCACCUCGAGCGAAAAACUUCCAAGGAGAGGAGGGGGGGGACGGCCGGCUCUUACCUGGCUCCGCGCACCGCCCCGGCCCACGCGGCCCUCGCCCGCCACGCGCGACCUCCUGCCGUCCUCAUUAGCCGCCGCCAUCCAUCACGUGCGCUGCGCACGUUCCCUGCCCCUUCCCCUGGCUUCUCUCCCGCCCCGCGAGGCCGGUGCCGGAGCGCGGCCGCGCAGGAGGAGCGCCGGGGGCACCGGGGACCGGCGGCGGCCGCGCGGACCAGCUGCCUCGCGACGCCCCGCCAGCGGCGCGGCGCCGAUUGGCCGGAGCCGCCCGCCGACGCACUUCCGCUCCCAGAGUGCCGCCGGCCACGCCCUUCCCGCCCCUCCCCCGGCCGUGCGCGAGGGAGAACACGCCGCUCGCGCGUGGGGCCGCGCGGCAGCGCCUCCCGUGGCCGCGGCGCGCGCGCGCCCUCCCCGAGGGGCAGCCGCGCCCCGAGCGGUUCCCACGGGCACGCCGGGCCCGGCCCAGCCGCCGCGCGCCUGCCGCGACACCGCCCUGCCGCCCCUGCCCGCGGCUCCUCGUCUUUCCUCCGCCUGCCGCGUUUGCAAAUCACGGACGGGCGGCUGGUGCGCUGCGGAGUGCGAUGUUCCGGCGGUAGCCGGAGCUGCGGGCGAACGCCGACGGAGCGCGGCUGGAGUUCAGAAGGAUUUCCCACGCCGUGGGCGCUGCUGCCGCUGGCACAAGGCUCUCGGACCCGGCAGGGCUCCCGGGGACCGGAGUGUUUGUGCAGCGCCCACGGAACUGCACUCACACCGAUCCCCCAGUUACCGGGAGCUACGUGUGUGCCGAAAGAGUUAA
Messenger RNA from Melozone crissalis (California towhee), 1548 nucleotides. Its product is annotated as skin secretory protein xP2-like. The transcript has a single exon. The record is from RefSeq and is a predicted model, not a curated record. NCBI's taxonomy places the organism in Eukaryota, Metazoa, Chordata, Aves, Passeriformes, Passerellidae. The coding region runs from base 1 to 1548 and encodes 515 amino acids.